Diachasma alloeum is the source of this 1934-nucleotide messenger RNA. RefSeq names its product DNA polymerase alpha subunit B (gene DNApol-alpha73). NCBI's taxonomy places the organism in Eukaryota, Metazoa, Arthropoda, Insecta, Hymenoptera, Braconidae. The coding region runs from base 22 to 1836 and encodes 604 amino acids. Gene Ontology annotation, molecular function: DNA binding. Gene Ontology annotation, biological process: DNA replication initiation; DNA replication. Gene Ontology annotation, cellular component: alpha DNA polymerase:primase complex. The transcript is spliced from 7 exons. The record is from RefSeq and is a predicted model, not a curated record.
GUCGGCGGUCGCAGCAGCACAAUGGUGAAGGAGGAGAUUUUGACGCAGUAUUUCGACAAGUUAUCGUACACAGUCGAGGAUAAACAAGUCCUACUUAAAUGUCUGGACUUGUGCGAUUUGUAUGAACGCGACGAAGCGACAUUCGUCGAAGAAUGGGUGGGAUACGUAGCAUCGAAAAAUUACGAACCUGAGGACAGCAAUCCCUCUCUGGAGACGCUCACAGAGUUCGAAAAUAGCGUCUUGAAAAAGAGACGAACCAUUAAAACGGAUGAUGAAGGGCCCAAGAGUGAGAUGGGGAUGCUGGCAGCAUCUGGAUCCUCAAAAAUAUUCGUUGAUGACGAGGGAAUCCUUGAAAUGUACGGCUAUAAACCAUCGACACCAUCCAUUAAACGGCUGAGGAGUCCCGAGCAUGCCGAAGUCAUCAAUCCUGAGAAUAAAGUGCGAGCUGUGGAGAGCUCGUACUCGCCUGCGAGCUAUACCGCUAAAGCGGAACUUCCAAAACGAGAUGUGGACACAAACAUCAGUGGUAAAGUCAUCCAGCAAUUUGGGAAUUAUGUAGAAACCUGGAACAACGAAAGCUCAAACAAAAUCGUCAAACUCACUAAAACAACUCACCCUUACGUGCCGUCAGACCAAACCUACAUGUUCGACAUUCUCUCUCGAAGACUAGAAAACCUGGAGAAUUAUUGCUCCGACAUGGGGAAACGGAUUUCCGACCAGUGGCCUAUCGACAACAAAGAGAUGAUCGUCACUGCUAACGUUAUGGAGAGGAUUCAGGAGCCGUUCAGGACAUUCGGUCGAGUGAAGUGCGAGAGGAUGGGGGCUGGAUCCUUCAUAUUACAGAACUGGUUCGUUCCAGAGGAUGACGAGAAAGUUGAGGAUGAGGAUUCCUCGAGAAAGAGGAAGGGCUGUUGCGUGUCAACGUCUCUGAAUCUGAGCAAAUUGAAACAAUUUUCCAUUUUCCCCGGAGAAAUUGUCGUCGUGGAAGGGAUCAACCCAGGAACUGAGACGUUUAUCGUCAGGGAGAUGAAGACAAUAGUUGGGGUGCAACCCACACCUCCACCGAAUAUUACCCAGACGAUGCAGAUCGUCGUGGCUUGUGGACCUUUCACUCAGAGGGAUCGACUGGACUUCCAACCACUUAUGAAUCUCAUGCAGAAUGUUGCAGAGACCGAACCGAAUCUACUUGUUCUUGUGGGGCCCUUUGUACCCCAGGAUAAUGAGGAUAUUAAACAAGCAGUUGUUGUCAACACACUUCAGGAGGUUUUCGAAGAGUUCGUGGAGAAGAUUAUGAAUUUUGUAAAAGGUUCCUGUACGCAGAUUCUUCUGAUGUCCUCCAGCAAAGAUGCUCAUCAUGAUAAUGUUUAUCCAACUCCAGAGUAUUUUAUCCCUCAAUCGCUGAAGUCUUCUAAUAUUCACACAAUCUCAGAUCCCUGCAUGAUCAGUGUUGAUGGGCUUUCGAUCGGUGCUACGUCUGUCGAUAUUCUCAAGCAUCUAGCAGGCAAGGAAAUCAGCCACAAUAUGGGUGGUACAGACAGGGUCGCCCGUCUAGCCGAACACGUGUUGCAGCAGGCCUGCUUCUACCCCCUGUACCCACCAUCCAAAGAAAUAAACAUGGACAUCGAGCUGUGGGAGAAGUACGCCCAUAUGAAAUACAGACCACACAUCCUCCUGCUACCUUCAUCCUUGAAACCCUUCUGCAAAUGGAGCGAUGACACAUUCAUCAUAAAUCCAGGGGAUAUGUCCAAGAAUUUGUACGCCAGACUCAAGAUUCGUCCCACUGAUGACAAUUCUUGGAAAUCAAAUUGUAUUGAUUGUGAGAUAUUAAAAGUUUAAGUCGAAAAGAUCAUUCUUUAGUUGUAAAAUGUAAAAUUAAUAUAAAUCAUCAUUUUUAUAUCAUAAGGAUUGUUUUCUAAUAAAAAAAGUUAUCUCUA